AUGGACAAGUUUACCAAAACUGCACAGCAGAUCCCAGAGGCUCAGGCCAGGCACCCGGAAAAAACAACAGCCCAUGUGCGAAAACCUUUAUGUUUACGUGGAAACCCCAAGGGAAAGGCAGGGGCUGCAAAAUCCAAUUUUCCAGCCGCCUUGGGCGUGAAACUGCCUCUCCCUCUCUGUGCAAAUCGCCCGCCUCGCCCACAUCGCCCCUUCUCCCCGCUACCCCUCGGUGGAUGUGCCUCUGGUUCAUCGCCCGGGAAGGGCAGCGGCGGCUCACGUCACGACAGACACCAUCAUCGCGCACAGGUCCAGCGCGGCCAGACCAGCCUGGCGUUUCGACAGCUCCUCAGCGCUUUGCGGACUUACCAACCGGCGGCAGCAACUGAACAGACACGGGUGCAGGGGGGGGAAUAUAUCCCACAGAGCAAAGUCACUGUGUUCCACCUUCGUUUUAACACGGGCUUCCUCUCCGCGGCGCGGAGGCGUCCGAACCCUCCUGGCACCCGACACCCAGAGCUGCGCGGACACGCCGUGCCCCUCGGCGCUUCUGGACAGGCUGAUUACUGGAAAUCACAGCCAAAAAAAUUCUGCGAUUACUGCAAGUGCUGGAUAGCAGACAACAGACCUAGCAUUGAGUUUCAUGAAAGAGGAAAGAAUCACAAAGAAAAUGUGGCAAAAAGAAUUAGUGAGAUUAAAAAGAAAAGCUUGGAAAAAGCAAAAGAAGAAGAAAACAUGUCAAAAGAAUUUGCAGCAAUGGAGGAGGCUGCAAUGAAAGCAUAUCAAGAGGAUUUGAAAAGGCUGGGAAUUAAGCCAGAUGAUGUAGGUCCCAGUUCGACACAGAGUAAAACACAGAGUAACACAGCGGAAACUAAAGGAAAGAAAGAAAAGAAAGAGAAGAAGGAAAAGAAGGAAAAGAAAGAAAAGAAAAAAAAGGGGUCUGAAGACACCUCGGUGCCAUCAAAAACUGGAACGAAGGAGUGGGUGCAAGGGUUUUCUCCCGAAGGCUAUACGUACUACUACAACACAAAAACAGGAGAAUCACAGAGGAAGAAACCUAAAGGAUUCCAAGGCAACUCUCAAAACUCACAAACGGCAGCAGAGUGGGUAGAAGGUGUCACUGAAGAUGGGCACACUUACUACUAUAACACGCAGACAGGAGUAUCCACAUGGGAGAAACCGGCUGGUUUUGUUUCAAAUAAGAAGCGUCAUCGUGACAAGAAUUCUGGAGAGCUUGCAGAAACAGGUUCCAAAGCGUCUGAAUCGGACUCAGAAGAUAGUGAAAAUGAAGCACAGAGUUCAGAAACAAAUUUCAAGAGGAAAGGAGAUAAUGGUGAAAAAUCAGAGGGGAAAAAAUCUUCCAAAGCUAAAAAGUUAAGUCCUUACGGGAAAUGGCGACCAGUGACUUCAGAAGAAACUGUUGAUAAAAAGGAGAGUACAUCAGCUUCCCAGGAAACCGGCAGUGAUGAACCCAGCAAGACCAAACCGUAUGGGAAAUGGAAAGCGCUUAAGGAAGAAGGAGAAGGAGAGGAAGAAGAAGAAAAAGAAGAAGAACCAUGUGAAAAAGUGGACCUGGAGCUUCCUGGUACAGAGAGUGAGAAUCCACCACCUCCAGUGCUGGAGGUUCCAGAAGACGAUGUGACAGUGAUAUUUAAAGAGAAGACAGUCACCUCCCUCGGAGACCUGACAGAAGGGGUGCCAACGUUUAAAAAGAGGAAAUUUGAAAACGGAAAAUCUAGAAACUUAAGACAAAGACUAAGUGAUCAGUAA
Molecule: messenger RNA, 1767 nt
Organism: Opisthocomus hoazin
Lineage: Eukaryota; Metazoa; Chordata; Aves; Opisthocomiformes; Opisthocomidae
Source: RefSeq, a predicted model, not a curated record